AUGUUUUUUGCGCAACAACAACACCACCACCUGUCGUCGAAUUCGAUUUCGAUCUCCUCCGUAACGACCAAAAGAAUACGACAAAGCCGACGAACGUUCAGUACUGGACGCGCCGCCGUCGUCCGAGCGGCGGGCGCCGCGGACGGAGGCGACGGAAACGUGAAAUUCGCCAACAACAAAGCGGAGUGGGAUGCAGUCACGGGCGGUAACGACGGUCUCAUCGCGGUCCAAAUUUCCACGAAAACGUGCGGUCCUUGCAAAGUUAUUUACCCGACGUUCGUCGGUUUAUCGGAAGAAUUCGCGGAGAAGGCGACGUUUGUGAAAAUCAUGGGCGAUACGGACACCGAGUCGAGAGCGCUGAUGAAAGAGUGGGGCGUUCGCGUCGUGCCUUUGUUCAUGCUGUGGAAGAACGGCGAGAAGAUCGCGGAGUGGUCCGGGGCGAAGCCGGACGUGUUGAGAGAGAACGUCACGUCGGCUAUGUAG
Bathycoccus prasinos is the source of this 483-nucleotide messenger RNA. Its product is annotated as thioredoxin. The record is from RefSeq and is a predicted model, not a curated record. Bases 1 to 483 code for a protein of 160 amino acids. NCBI's taxonomy places the organism in Eukaryota, Viridiplantae, Chlorophyta, Mamiellophyceae, Mamiellales, Bathycoccaceae. The transcript has 2 exons.